Patella vulgata (common limpet) is the source of this 2860-nucleotide messenger RNA. RefSeq names its product retinol dehydrogenase 11. Bases 52 to 1014 code for a protein of 320 amino acids. NCBI's taxonomy places the organism in Eukaryota, Metazoa, Mollusca, Gastropoda, Patellidae. The record is from RefSeq and is a predicted model, not a curated record. The transcript is spliced from 7 exons.
UUAAAUUUUUGGAGACAAAAAAAGUUUUGCCUGGGCAGGUUGAACAACAAGAUGGAUCCAGUAACACUGUGGUGUAUCGGUUUUACAGUGACACUGUUAUUAUUUAUUGUUGCCAUCAUUUAUGUACGUUUGAACUUUGGAAGAUGUUUAAGUAAGGCUGAUUUGUCUGGUAAAACCGCUAUUGUCACUGGCGCCAACACAGGUAUUGGUUAUUAUACUGCUUUAGAUUUCGCCACUAGAAAUGCUAGAGUUAUAUUGGCUUGUAGAAAUAUAAAGAAGGCUGUUGAAGCUCAAAAACGUAUUAUAGAGGAGACAGAUAAUGAAGAGAUCAUAGUAAAAGAAUUAGAUUUAAGUUCUAUGAAAUCUGUCCGGAAUUUUGUUAGAGAAAUAUUAGAUGAAGAACCUGAAUUACAUAUUCUUGUUAAUAAUGCUGGAGUUUUAGGAAUGCCAAAAAUAAUAACAGAAGAUGGUUUGGAAAGUAUGUUUGCAACGAAUCAUUUUGGACCAUUUUUAUUGACCAAUUUAUUAUUAGAUUUAUUAAAAUAUUCAGCUCCUAGUAGGAUUGUAAAUGUUUCAUCAUUGGUCAACACCAUGGGAAGAAUAGAGUUUGAUAAUUUACGAGCAGAAAAAUAUUUUAAUUAUCAUCGAAUAUAUUUUGAUAGUAAAUUAGCCAACAUUUUUUUUACGAGAGAAUUAGCAAGAAGAUUGGAAGGAAGUGAUGUUCUUGUAAAUUGUCUUCACCCUGGCACAAUUCAAACAGAACUGUUACGUAAUUUACCAUCUAUAUUCCGAUGGCCUAUUACGCUUAUUGGGAAAUUUUUCUUUAAGAACUGUGAUGAAGGAGCACAGACCAGUAUAUAUUGUGCUGUUAGUGAAGAGGUUGAAGGUAUCAGUGGAAAAUAUUUUGUUGAUUGUGCAUUGGCAGAUCAUGCAGCAAAUAAGAUAUCACAAGAUCCAGGAAUUGCCAAGAAACUAUGGGAAAUUAGUGAAAAAUAUACAGGAUUAGUGGCAUAGGCAUAUGAGCCAGCGGGGCAAAGGUUUUGGGUCGGGGGGGGGGGGGCAGAUAGCUUUUGGGCAAUCUGACUUUUUGGGCAGACGUGUAAAGUGAAAACAAAAAUUAUUAUUUCAUCUAGUUGGUAAAAUAAAGUGCCUGAAGUCUGACAAAACCACACAGCUUGGAUUAGCAGGAAAAAAUGUUUGCGGUCGUCAAAUUUUCCAAAUUAUCUUUGUGGGGUGGGGGUGGGGGCUACAUCGAAAGCUCUGCGCCUCUCGCAGAUGACUGUAACCUGACAUUUUGUCAGGCAAUUCAGGUUCUGCCCCCCUCUGUACAUUCAUGGAGCCUGUAGGCCUAUGUUUAGUGAAAUGGAAUACAUAUAAUUUGUCAACUAGUAAAGGCCAUAAAUAAGAAUUUACUUUGUGACAGGAUUAGUGCACUGAAAUAAACAUAAUUUGUCAAUUAGUAAAGGCCAUGUAAAGAAUUUACAUUAUGAGAGAUGAUAGUUACCUGUUCAAAUUCAAAUACAUGGAAAUUAUUCUAUACCCAUAUUUGACUGGCAACUGGCAAGCCAUGUUUGUUACAUUAUGCAUUCCCUAUAUGUCUCGUGGAAUAUUUUUUCAUUUAAUUAUUCGUUUUUAUUAUGGAUUUUUCAUUAUUUUUUUUAUGAUUUGAAAUCAAACCAGCAGUUGCCAGCAAGAUACGUCCACAUUUUGCAAGAGAUGGAUAUAGAAAAAGCUAAAAAGUAAUUAUUUGUACAAUCAGGGGAGAUAAUCCAGGAAUUUAUAAUCUGAAAUGCGCGAAUGUCAAAAGGGGCUGAGAUAUUUGAGAUAUAAAGAUAUAUUUUAAGUUUCAGCGAAAUCGGAUAAAAAUUGUGACUUCUAGAGGGUCCACAAUCUUGGUAUUACAUAUUGUUACACUAUUUGCAUACAAGGAGCAGCUAUUUUGUCUGGCAGUUUGGGUCAGAUUUUUACCUACAUUGAUGUUUAGCAGUGAUAUAUUUAAACGUUUUUUAGAAUUGAAUACAAAUUGAAUACAAAUAGCAGGUCCACAUCCUAAAAAAAUGUGAUUUUUCAAACAAUUGGGGGCAAUAAUCCAGAUAGUUAUGAUCCGAUAUGCACGAAUAUCGAAAGGAACCAAGAUCUUUGGGUCAUUAACAUCUAUUUGUAGUUUCAUUAAAAUCGAAUCAAAAUUGUGACCUCUAGAGGGUCCACAACCUUGAUAUACCAUAUACAUGUAUUUACACUGUUGAAGAAAUGUAGUUCAUUUGUUAUUGUUGUAAGAUAUCAGGGAUUUUAAAAUUUUAUACAUUUAAACAACUAUUCCCAACCCCUUGGUCAAGAAAGCUCCUCAGGUUUUUUUCUGGCAUAGUGCAGGACGGAUGGCCUGGCAAGGUGCAGUGUCUAGUCAUCUAGAUGGUACAAAAAAUGAGGAUGUUAAACCCUAUUUUAUUCAAUCAUUUAUUCGUUGAUUCCAGACCCUGAUGUAUGAUUCUAAUAAAACAGUAAAUCUGGGGCCUGUUUCACGAAAUUUUAACUAAGAUGAAAUCCAGAUUUUAGUAAUUUGAUUGGAUAAUAUUAGAUUGAUUUUAGUGCUAUAGCCAAUCAAAAUUGAAGUAUCUACUAAAAUUGGAUUUUAUCAUUAGUUAAAAUUUUGAGAAACAGGGUCCUGGUCAUUUUUACUGUGGUGAGUAUAUUUUUGUAUGGUUUAAUGUAUAAAUGUGAUACGAAGAAUAUUUAGGAUUUGUAGUAUAACAUUUAGACUGUAUUACUAUAUUAGAUUGUCAUUUAAGAAUCACCGAGCAUUAAAUAUGUACCAUAAACUGUGUUUAGAUGACAAUUGUAGUCUGAUCCCAAAUAAAUUGUU